AAUUCCAAAUUCCAUUUCCAAUUGGGUAGCUUUGUGAAGGAGGAGAGAGUGGAGAGACUCCAUCGACAGACAAACACACGCACAGAGAGAGAGAGAGAGAGAAGCUACAGAAUUUCAUCUUCACGCAAACUCCUCCAAUCUCCUAAGUAACUCUUCCCUCUCUCUGUGUUUAUUUCGCUCCUUAUCUUUGUGUUUUUUUAUAGAUCUCUCCAACUUUUAUUCAAACCAAACCAAACCCCAAAAAAAAAAAAAAUUUCCAAAUCCCAGAAAACAAACUACAAAGAAAUAUAUUUUCCUGUUGAUCCUUGUCCUCCAUUCUCUGCAACCAAUCACAAAAAAAGCUCACACCCACCACAAUUUUUUAUUUUUUAUUUUAAUAAAUAAUAAUAAUAUAUAAAAAAAAAAAAAAUUCAUACAUAUAAAUAUAGUUGUUGGAGCUUGUGGAUUCCUGCGAGUCCCGUAUGUGCUAGUAAUGGGGUCUCGCAGAAAAUCAAAUCCUCCUCCUCCUUCUUCUUCAUCUUCUCCCUCUUCCUCUCAACCUGCUGACGUGGCGAUCUCAGAACUCCACAAGAGGCAUCAACAGGAAUCUGAGAAUUUGACGAUAACAACGCAACCUGUCAGAACUUUGAAGUUCUUUGUAUUGGCUGUUAUUCAAUAUAUUAAGAGCUCGAUAUCGUAUUUGUUGGCAAAAGGAGGAUGGCUAAUGCUUUUAAGCACCGUGGCAAUUGCUAUUGGAAUUCUUGUUGUAACAAUUGAUGGCCCUCAUGAGAAGCAUGUUGAGGAGAUUUCGAGAUAUUUCCGGUUUGGACUAUGGUGGGUGGCUCUUGGAGUUGCAUCUUCAAUUGGUCUUGGAUCUGGUUUGCAUACUUUUGUCCUUUAUCUGGGCCCCCACAUCGCUUUUUUCACGAUAAAAGCAAUGCAGUGUGGCCGAGUGGAUUUAAAAAGUGCUCCGUAUGAUACAAUUCAGUUGGAAAGAGGUCCAUCAUGGCUUGAUAAGGAUUGCUCUGAAUUUGGGCCCCCAUUGUUCCAGUUAUUAGAUGGUUUGCGGGUUCCGCUUAGCAGCAUAUUGCCUCAGGUUCAGCUUGAGGCUAUUCUUUGGGGUAUUGGGACUGCUAUUGGAGAGCUUCCUCCAUACUUCAUCUCAAGGGCAGCAAGCAAGUCUGGUAAACAAUUGGAUGCAGCGAGCGAGUCAAGCAAAUUGGAUUCCCCCUCAUCUGAAGGAAAAGGAUUCAUUGCUACUCGCCUAAAUCAAAUCAAGCACUGGCUUUUAUCACAUUCCCAACACUUGAACUUCUUUACAAUUUUAGUGCUUGCUUCGGUUCCAAAUCCUCUAUUUGACCUUGCUGGCAUUAUGUGUGGACAAUUUGGGAUUCCAUUUUGGGAAUUUUUUCUUGCAACAUUGAUUGGAAAGGCAAUUAUUAAAACUCACAUACAGACAAUUUUCAUCAUCUCAGUUUGCAAUAAUCAACUCCUUAACUGGAUAGAAAAUGAGUUGAUAUGGAUACUGAGCUUUAUACCUGGUUUUGCUUCUGUCUUGCCUAAUGUUAUUGCCAAGCUCAAUGCAAUGAGAGAUAAGUAUCUAAUAGCAUCUGCUCCUGCGACCUCAAAUAUCAAGGUGAAGAAGUGGGAUUUCUCAGUUGCCACACUAUGGAAUACUGUUGUCUGGCUCAUGCUCAUGAACUUUUUUGUCAAGAUUGUGAAUUCAACCGCUCAAAGCUAUCUGAAGGAACAACAGGAAAUAGAGCUAGCAAAGCAGUCAUCUACAAAAGCACAUUCAAAAUGAGCCUGUACUGCUCAAUGAAGUAACAGUUGUACUCUCUUACAAGUGAUGGAAUUUUCAGCAAAAGCUACCAUUGAUGUCACCCAAAACUCUCUGCAUUAGUAGUCCCUGUUAGAAGCUUGUAUAGAAUUAUUAACACGAUGGAAUACAGGAGAAAUUGCGGGUUUAUUUCGCCGCUAGUGCUGGGGAAAGCAUUAUUUUGGGUGGUGUUUUUAACCCAUUGUUAACUAUUGUUUAAGUCGGAAACUGGAAUCUUGCUAUUCUUUUGCACUGAAAACAGAUUAUAAGCUCA
Quercus robur (English oak) is the source of this 2072-nucleotide messenger RNA. RefSeq names its product vacuole membrane protein KMS1-like. The transcript is spliced from 8 exons. NCBI's taxonomy places the organism in Eukaryota, Viridiplantae, Streptophyta, Magnoliopsida, Fagales, Fagaceae. The record is from RefSeq and is a predicted model, not a curated record. The coding region runs from base 473 to 1783 and encodes 436 amino acids.